Messenger RNA from Fusarium sp. VM40, 1662 nucleotides. The record is from the annotation of a GenBank genome assembly. Lineage: Eukaryota; Fungi; Ascomycota; Sordariomycetes; Hypocreales; Nectriaceae.
AUGAAGAAAAGAUCUCGUGCCUGCGAAGCCUGCCAGGCUCUCAAAGUCAAGUGCGAGCCCUCUCCCGACGAAUCCAUCUGUGAGAGAUGCGCCCGCUUCACCAUCACCUGUGUCCCUGCCGCGAGGAAGUGGCAGAGGGAUAGAAUCGGUGAGUUAGAGGAGCAGGUCAAGAACCUGCAGGAGAAAUUGGAUGGUGCUUCGUCGCAGGGCUUGUCGACUUGUGCGGCUUCUACGAGGGCGACUUCGGUGUUUUCGGCCGAGGGAUCUUGGUCUGGCACAGCGUUGCCAUCGGAUCUCAAUUUUCUGGAUGCCCAUCUUGAUUAUGAGUCGCAGCUGAGAUGUUUGGAGGCCUGCUCACGGACUGUCGGGCGAUUCUGGGUUCUUGUUCCUCUGGUCGAUAGCAGCUCGGCGAGGUCGUGGCUCGACUCCAUCCGGGCAGAAACACCAGUCAAACUCAUGGCCAUAAUCACCUGUGCUAUGGCGCCGACGGAUGCAGAGAUCGAUCCUCAGACCCAAGAAGAUAUACGGGCAAAGACGCUUGAGAUCCUCGGCAAGGUGGCAGUCGGUCUGAAACCCCCAUCGUUGGACCUGGUGCAAGCUGCGCUGAUAGUCGGGCUCUGGAUCAGGCCUUCUCUCGGGAUGAGUCACGGGAAUUCAUUGCAGCUUGUUUCUCUGGCACAUACUCUCAGCGUGGAACUAGGCCUGGGAGGUGCGAUGAUGCCUUCCUCUGCACCGGCGUGGUUCUUCCGCAUCCAGGGGCCGUCUACAUUGGAGAUGCAGAGGAUUUGGCUAGUCUCGUGGAUGACUUCGACAAUGGCUGCCAUUCCACUGAGACGAGAACAUUCAUUCGACUGGCAAUUGUCACAUUACGAGGCACUACACGCAUUGGAAACAAACAAUUCAGACCCAAUGUUCUUAGAGAUGCUCCAUACGGCCAGGCUUCAUGCCCAAGUUGCCAGUGCCCUCGAUCUCUGUAACAGCUAUUCCUUCUACGACAUCAACUCCGAUUUCGCUGCGGCUACGAGAUCUCAGAUCUACAGCGAUCUCGACGAACUGAGCUCCAGACCUCUCGCGCACGACGUCCAACUUCGUUUCUGGCGAAUGCAAGUCGCCAUCCUUGUCAAUGAGCCGGUCCUGCACACAGCCACGAACAAAAUACUCUUCGGAUCGCCGUAUCUGUCCAUGAGGAUCGGAGUCAACGACUUUGCCUGUCCACUACAGAUGACCGAGACAGCCGCGAUAGCUCUGCGCUCCCUUGUAGAAGCGUGCCACCUGGCCAUCGACAUCGUUCUCGAGAUGGAGCCCAGCGCGAUCCUUGGCCAGCCGUCCCUAUGCUUCGGCCCAGCGGUGAGCUACACGCUCUCCAUUCUCGUCAAGGUGUUUGUGGCAGUGUCCGCGCCGGGUAAUACGUACAGCCAGAUCUUGACUGGCGAUGCUCUGCGCAUCAGGGGUGCGAUGGAGAAACUUGUCUCCGUUAAGGAAACUCUGCUUAAGCUCGAUCCCCACAUGGGCAAUUGGAACACGAGGAUCAUAGGGGCUGUCGAAUGGCUGGGUGUCUGGUUGGAUGACUAUGAGGGUAUUAUUCAGCGAUAUGAGACGAAUCUGGAAAGAGAAGUAGCCGAACAAGAAAUUGGAGUGCUCAGCCCCAAUGGACACUUCUAA